CAGCGUCGAGGCCCCUCCUUUCGUGCUCCAUACACACACACAUAUAUAUGGCAAGUCCCACAAAAGUGCUGCUCUGGAGCGGAGACAAGGGAUUUUCUCCGAAGCCACCCGAGCUGAGCCUGCACCUCUCUCCCUUUGGUGUCGGCGCUUUUCUUUUCAGUCAGUGAGAGCAGCCGAGGGAGGCGGGGGGGGAGUCAUAUCGUGGAGUCCCAAAGAGAAAACAAUAAACUAAAUCACAGAGCAGCUAAAGCGAAAUCAUAAGCGGCUGGGAGCUCAGCAGCACCUCCUUUUGUUGUUCGUGUAUAACAAGCCCCAGGUCGGGGCGGGGAAGGUACAAGAGACGUCAUUUCUGGGAGGAAAAAAACUUGUGGUACCUACUGAAGGAGCUGUGCCCAGCGCAGAGAGCGGAGAGUUGGCCUGGGCGAGUGCCACUGUGCCAUGGCUGGAGGGAGACCCGCAGCAGCAGUAACAGCCGGCUUCUUGCACAUGUGAGCGCACUACUGUACUACUGGCUGCGCCGCGCAAGUGACACGCUGUCAUGCAAUCAAGUGACUACAGAGGGGGAUCUCCCCUUUUCCUUCCACCGCACAAUGGCAACAACCUCAGAUCGCCAGGCUAUGUUCCUGGAAGAAUAGUUCCAUUACGUCCACCCCCACCUCCAAAGACUCAAGCAGCAGCCAAAUUCAACUCUGCUGGUCAAGAACCACACACAACCUUUGGGUUCUCUGCAGGCGACCAGCUCCAUCAUGCACAUGUUAUCCGCAGGAGAAGGCACAAAAACACACUUAUCUGUUUUGCAGUUUCUAGUGCUACCCUUUUCAUUAUCCUUGCCAUUGUUUUAGGAAUAUCAUCAAAGUAUGCACCUGAUGAAAACUGUCCGGAUCAGAAUUAUAUUCUUACCAACUGGAAUCCUGGACACGAUGCAACAAAGAAAGUGAUCAUUAAGAAAGGAGACCUUUUUCGCUUGCAAUCAGAUGCAACAGUGCACUCUAUAACUAUACAAGACGGGGGGCAGCUAGUUUUUGAAGACAAUGGCUCCAAAAAUAUUACUUUAAGAACUCGUUUUAUCCUGAUAAAGGAUGGUGGUGCGCUUCAUAUUGGAGCAGAGAAAUGCCGUUAUAAAUCCAAAGCAAAUAUUAUCUUAUAUGGUAAAUCAGAUGAAGGAGAUCAUGUGCCAGUUUUUGGCAAGAAGUUCAUUGGUGUAUCAGCAGGUGGAACACUGGAAUUGCAUGGAUCAAGCAAAUUAUCUUGGACAUUGUUAACAAAGUCCUUACAUUCAUUAGGUCUUAUAUCUGGAUCUUAUAGUUUUGAACGUUCUUUCGUCAGAGGUAUGAAUGUGAGAGUUAUUGAUCAAGAUACUGCACAAGUACUAGAAUCAGAAAGAUUUGAUACUUAUGUACAUCAAAAUGAGAGCAAGAAGUUCCAGGAAUAUCUUAAAGCAAUAAAGCCUGGUCGAAUUGUUGCUAUUGCUGUUGGCGACUCUGUUGAAAAAAACUUGUUGGACGAAACACGGCUGACGAUUCAAAAUCUUCUUGGAAGUAAGCUUGUCAGAGGAUUAAGCUAUAGGCAAGCUUGGGCUUUUGUUGGAGUGCUUGGCGGAGGAAACGAUUCCUACAGUGAAUCCGUUAAAGAUUAUGAAAAUCAUAGCUCUGGGGGGAAAGCAUUAGCUGUGAAAGAAUUCACUACAGUGGAUGGUCAGAAAUUUGCUGUGAAAGCAUACAGUGAAUGGAAAGAAGGCAAACCAAUUUUUGGUUUCCAAGUUGAGGCUGUGGGUGGUGUUGUAUUGGAUCUCUUGGACGAUGUUAGCUCCUGGCAACCAGGAGACCAGAUUGUUGUUUCAAGUACUGACUACUCAAUGUACCAGGCUGAGGAAUUUACUCUCCUUCCAUGCCCGGAGUGCAGCAAGUACCAAGUUAAAGUAAAAGAAAAGCCUCUUUAUUUCCACAUGGGAGAGAUCACAGAUGGUUUGGACAUGAGGGCUGAGGUUGGAGACCUUACAAGGAAUAUUGUAAUACAAGGGGAAACUGAGAGCACCUGCUAUGGAGAUAACCAGUGCCAGUUCUUCAGCUAUGACACUUUUGGGGGGCACAUUAAGAUUCUAAGAAAUUUCACAUCUGUUCAUCUGUCUAAUGUGGAAAUAAAGAAAAUGGGUCAGCAGUUAAUGGGACAUUACCCUCUUCACUUUCACCUUUGUGGAGAUGUUGAUGAACUAGGAGGGUACAGCUCAGAUACCUAUGUAGGUGGACUCUCUAUCCAUCACUGCUUUUCCAGAUGUAUUACUGUCCAUGCUACCAAUGGUUUGCUUAUUAAAGACACCAUUGGCUAUGACACCCUAGGGCACUGUUUCUUCUUGGAAGAUGGCAUUGAACAAAGAAACACUCUGUUUCACAACCUUGGACUGGUUACCAAACCAGGCACUUUAUUACCGACAGACCGAAAUAACAGCAUGUGUGUGAGCAUUCGGGACAAAGUCUAUGGGAACUACAUUCCUAACCCAGCAACUGACUGCAUGGCUGUUUCCACCUUUUGGAUUGCUAAUCCUAAAAACAACCUAAUAAAUAAUGCAGCUGCUGGGUCUCAGGAUGCUGGGAUAUGGUAUGUCUUCCACAAGAUGUCAACAGGUGAUUCCCAUGGAAUUUAUCCAGAAACCAAAGCAGAACUCACUCCUCUGGGCAUGUUUUAUAACAACAGAGUGCAUUCAAAUUUUAAGGCAGGGUUAUUCAUCGAUAAAGGUGUUAAGACUGUAAAUGCCAGCUCUGAAGAUCCAAGAGAGUACUUAUGUUUGGACAACAGUGCAAGGUUUCGACCGCAUGCGGAUGCUGAUCCAGAUAAACCUCGAGUAGCAGCAGUAAUUGACCGCCUUGUUGCCUUUAAAAAUAAUGAUCAUGGUGCUUGGGUUCGUGGAGGAGACAUUAUUAUACAGAACUCUGGGUUUUCUGACAAUGGUGUUGGAUUAACAUUUGCUAGUGAUGGAAGCUUCCCUAAAGAUGAAGGAUCUAGCCAGGAAGUCUCAGAAUCUCUCUUCAUUGGAGAAAGCAAGAAUUAUGGAUUUUUAGGAGGCCAAAAUAAAUACUGGGGUAGUGGAGGAGUAGACAAUAAAACUCGCACACUGCCUAGAAACAGAACCUUCCCUAUAAGAGGAUUUCAGAUUUAUGAUGGACCAGUUCGUCUAACAAAAAGCACUUUUGCAAACUUUGUGCCAACACCUGAUAGAUUUACCAGUGCUAUUGGUUUUCUCUUGAAAAACCCCUGGCAGCUUACUCCAAAGAACAAUGUUUCAUUUCUAAAAUUUGGAGCCAAUGUAUCAUUGAGAGCAUUUUUUGGUCAGCCGGGACCUUGGUUCGAAGACAGUGAUUUGGAUGGUGACAAAAAUUCAAUUUUCUAUGACAAAGAUGGAUCUGUGACAAAUUUUAAAGAUAUUUAUGUGGCUCGAAUAGACAACUACUUGGUCAGACAUCCACAAUGUAUUAAUGUUACAGAAUGGAACGGGGUCAUAUGCAGUGGCACCUAUGCACAGGUCUAUAUUCAAACUUGGUAUCCUAGUAAUCUCACUGUAAGCAUUGUGAGGGAUGAAUACCCAUCCAGACCCAUGACACUCAGAGGAAUUACUCAGAAAGCUCUGUAUCAACAAUACCAGCCGGUGGUGAUGCUGCAGAAAGGAUAUACCAUCCACUGGAAUGCACAGGCACCACAAAUCACCUACUUGUACCCCAUAAACUUUGAUAAGGACAAUUGGAUCAGGGUUGGUCUCUGUUAUCCAGUAGACACAAGCUUCCAGAUAACUUCACAGGUUGUUCAAAGACAAACUGCUACUGUCCCCACUGGAGAGGAAUACCUGCCUGUGUCUUCCAUGGAGGAAUUGCAGAAUAAGCGCUCAAAGGGAUUUUAUUUUGACAACAGCACAGGACUGCUUUUCCUCUUUCUCCAAGCAAAACACAGUCGGGAUGGUCACAGCUACUGCUCAACUCAGGGAUGUGAAAGAGUUAAGAUUCAGGCUACUAUGCGAUCCAAAGCCACCAGCAACUGUAUGGCCAAAGCAUAUCCAAAGUAUACCAAAGCGCCAACAGCAACCAAGCCAAUGCCAGCGAAAACAACUGCCCCUUGCUCUAAUUGUGGAGCUUCUCAGAUGGUAUUCACCAGUGACCCUCAUAAUGUCUACCUCCCAGUGCAGCUGCAGUCUCUUAGCAAAGAAGAAAUUCAGCAAGGUGCCACAGAAUCAUUUAUAUCUGUUAAUGGCACCAAGUUUUCAUUCCAAAAGGACGGUUUAUUCAUUGUUGUCAUCGAUGCUUGCACUGGCACCGUGAGGGAAAACAUGCACUUUCCACAAGGUGAACUUCAGCAACUGGAAACAUAUUUAAGAAAUAAAGUUCCUCAAAGUUCAAUCAUUUUACUAGCAUCAAGAGGGAACAUCACAGACUAUGGUAACCUUUCUGAAGAAUUACAGUCCUUUGGUACAGCCAAAGCAGCAUAUCUCCAAAACAAGGGGUGUAUUGCUUUCUCUGGAUUCAAGGGAAACUUCAAACCAUCAUGGGCCAAGCUGUUCACGAGUCCUGCUGGGCAGGGCCUGGGGCUGCUAGAGAGAUAUAUCCCUAUACAAAUGGAAACAUAUGAGUGCAGCAGAAUCAGUCCUAAGAAAAGAAAAGAUAUUGAUCUCUUGAAUAAAGCUUUAAAGAUGCAUUAGAUUAAUAUAUGCCUUCAAUGGUGGGGAAAACAAAAAAUGUGAACUAACUUAUUUUUAUUUAUGGCAAUUACACUGUUAUCCAGCGUAAGUUCUGUUAAUGGCUAAAACAGAAUUAUGCCUAAAAUCUACGCCCACAUGCCAAUGCACCUUCUAGUUGUAUAAAAUCAUGAAUGAAUAUACUUUUUUUUUUUUUUUUUGUAAAGCUAGAUUAUGCUGAUUUAUUGUUGUGAUGGAGUUUUGUACGUGUUGCAAACAGAUUGUUUUUGUACUUUUGUAUUAUUGAUUAUUGUAAGGUUCUUUUUUAUUGUUUUUGGAUCAGACUGGAAAAUAAUUUUAACGUGUUUUGUUUCACCGUGGUUUACUUGAAAGAUAUUUAUCAUUAAAAUCUUUCUAUGUAGAAAAA
Molecule: messenger RNA, 5084 nt
Organism: Xenopus tropicalis (tropical clawed frog)
Lineage: Eukaryota; Metazoa; Chordata; Amphibia; Anura; Pipidae
Gene: cemip2
Product: cell migration inducing hyaluronidase 2
Exons: 24
Coding region: 539-4681 (1380 amino acids)
Biological process (GO): positive regulation of vascular endothelial growth factor signaling pathway; hyaluronan catabolic process; heart looping
Cellular component (GO): membrane; plasma membrane
Molecular function (GO): carbohydrate binding; hyalurononglucosaminidase activity
Source: RefSeq, a predicted model, not a curated record